UUUCAAUAAUAACCACAAGGAUAAACCCCCGUCUCAAAAUUCCAAUUAAUUAAUUUAUAAAAUAAAAAGAGAACAACCUCUAAAUCCUCUCUCUCUCUAAAAAAUUUUCAAAAUCCCUCACUAUGGCCUUUCACGUAGCUUGCCCAAUUACAUGUCGCCGAAUUUGUUUUUGCCCGCUAGGGUUUACGCGAGAUCUCCACUCUACGAAAUCUAAGGCUGACUACCUGUUCGAUUUAGCGAGAAUCGAUGAGUUUUUGAAGGAUCCUUUUGGAAUUAGAGCUUCCAGGGAAGGGACUGUCCAGGUCUCCGUUCCCAAGGUUGUGCCCGUGCCCGUGCCGGUUCAGAUUCAUCCGCCCCAGUCGCUCGCGGUCGUUCCGGGGAGAGAUAGAGGAGGUGAUGGUGGUGUGGGCGUCGCGGUGGAGGAGGCUGUGUCAGCGCAGACUAAGCGCGUGGCUAUUCAAAGGCAGGCUGCUGCUGCUAAGGCAUCUGCUGAGUAUUAUGCUAAGAAGGUCGAGUCUGGUGAUACCGCGGUAACCUCAAAAGAUAUUUCAGAAGAAGAUGCAAGUCCAUUGUGUCGGAUGUGCUUUGUGGGUGAAACAGAAGGAAGUGAGAGAGCUAGGAAGAUGCUCCCAUGCAAAAGUUGUGGCAAGAAGUACCACAGGAGCUGUUUGAAAACUUGGGCUCAGCAUAGAGAUUUAUUUCACUGGAGUUCGUGGAACUGCCCGUCUUGCCGAACUUGUGAGGUAUGUCGAAGAACCGGAGACCCAAAUAAGUUUAUGUUUUGCAAAAGGUGUGAUGGUGCUUUCCAUUGUUACUGCCAGCAUCCUCCACACAAGAAUGUCAGCUCUGGACCAUACUUGUGCAUCAAACAUACAAAAUGUCACAGCUGUGGAUCUACUGUUCCAGGAAAUGGAUUAAGUGUGAGGUGGUUUCUGGGAUACACUUGCUGUGAUGCUUGUGGAAGAUUAUUUGUGAAGGGAAACUAUUGCCCUGUUUGCUUGAAGGUUUAUAGAGAUUCAGAAUCAACUCCAAUGGUUUGCUGUGAUAUUUGCCAGCGAUGGGUGCACUGUCAUUGUGAUGGCAUCAGUGAUGAAAAAUAUCUUCAGUUUCAAGUAGAUGGAAAUCUCCAGUACCAAUGUGCCACAUGUCGUGGAGAGUGCUAUCAGGUGAAGGAUCUUGAAGAUGCUGUUCAAGAGCUAUGGAGACGACGAGACAAGGCUGAUCGAGGUUUAAUUGCAAGCUUGAGGGCUGCUGCUGGGUUGCCAGCUCAAGAAGAUAUAUUUUCUAUUACUCCUUAUUCAGAUGAUGAUGAAAAUGGUCCAGCAGCACCAAGGAAUGAUUUUGGGCGUUCUAUAAAACUCUCUCUCAAAGGGUUAGUUGAAAAGUCACCAAAGAAGAGCAAGGAUCAUGGAAAGAAACAUUUGAAUAAAAAAUAUCCCAAGAGAAAAGGUCCUCAUGCUGCUUCUUUUAGUAAGACAGAAUCAUAUCAGCAUGAAAGUCACUCUUAUGAACAUGAUUCGGGUGAUGAGAAGAAUAAUGAUACAGAGUCUCAAGCAAAAGGAGGAUUGGGUAGAUGUUCUUCUCCUGUUGCUGGAAUUGUGAAUCACACUGAAGGAAUUUGCUCUAUCAAUCAGCCAGGGGCUUUGAAACACAAGUUUGUUGAAGAGGUGAUGGUGAGUGAUGGAGAAAGGACAUCCAAAAUUGUUAAAAUUAAGAGUAAUAAGCCUCAUGAUUUGGAUAGUGGGGAUGAUGCUGAAAAACCCAGCAAGUCAAAAUCUGUUAAGGCAAAGAAAUUAGUAAUAAAUCUAGGUGCACGAAAAAUAAAUGUUUCUAGUUCUCCAAAAUCUGAUGCUCAAAGCUGCCAAAGAGAACAAGAUUUGAAGGCUUCCAACGGAGAUGGAGUUGAUCACUCUGAGCAGAAAAGAGGUUUGAUCAAGUUUGCAAGGAGAGAAGGGAAUUUCAUUAAGUUUGGGAAAGUAAAAGCUGAAGCUUCAAGCUUAAAUCUCAAAUCUGAUGGAGGGAACCAUUUUGAUGCAUAUGAAACCACUCCCCUAGAUCAUGCUCGUGUUACAUCAUCUAAAAGGAGCCUUGAAGGGAGCAGGGCUGCAGUGGGGCCUGCAGGUGAAGUUCCUAUGUUAAGAAAUGACAGGGUUUCUUUGGGAAAGCAAUCAGAGGCCAGGCUUGAUACGCAUACAGAAAGCAAUGAUGAUUCUGGUGACACUCCUAUUUUGCAUUCAUUGCCAAAGGAUUCAAAACUUUCUUUGAAGCUAAAGAUUAAGAAACCUAAUCUUGAAAAUCAGAGUUCGCAGAUUCUUCUGCAUGAAGAAGAAAAGAGUAACACGAGGGGCCAAAGGUCAAAAAGGAAGAGAGCAUCAACCUUCAUUGAUAAAACAAUGUAUAAUGAAGAUGAAGAUAUGUCAGAAUCACAUCUGGACAGUGAAAUGAUGGAAGCUAAUUGGAUAUUGAAAAAGCUGGGUAAAGAUGCUAUUGGAAAGAGAGUCGAAGUUCAUCAGCCAUCUGACAAUUCAUGGCACAAAGGAGUUGUCUCUGACAUUGUUGAAGGCACAUCAUUGUUAUCUAUUACUCUAGAUGAUGGUAGAGUAAAAACCUUGGAACUUGGGAAGCAAGCAGUUCGCUUUGUUCCCCAAAAGCAAAAGAGGUCAAAAACAUGACAAGUUGAACUUGUUCUUGAGUAGUGGACGAUUUCAUCUGGACUCCAGAUACUCCUCCCAUUUUAAAGGCGAAGAGGUAGUCUCCAUUCCUAAGGACCAUAGAGAUUUCAGUUGCAUUUCUGGUUGCAUAUAUGGCUGGUGAUUUUUCAUUGAAGCACCUUCACUAGGGCGGCGCUUCAACAUUUGUGUGGAAUUCUUUUGGACAACCAGGGAUUAUUUUGACGGAGGGCUCUCCUUCUAGCCCCCAUCCCCUUCUCUCUUCAUUUGCUCAAACGUAGCUUGCUUCCCAGUGUAUGGAACUCUGUAUCUAGGCAUCUAGAAUAACUUGCCUUUGUUGUUAAUCAGUACAUGUGCAAGUAGCAUUGCCAUUGUUCAUUGUAGUUGAGUUGCAAAGCUCCAGACCUACCUUUUGUUUUUUCUUUUCAAAUUUGAUCUGUCAAGGGUUUCGUUGCUUCCCAAAA
Populus nigra (black poplar) is the source of this 3133-nucleotide messenger RNA. RefSeq lists its product as uncharacterized. Gene Ontology annotation, molecular function: zinc ion binding. The record is from RefSeq and is a predicted model, not a curated record. The coding region runs from base 123 to 2672 and encodes 849 amino acids. Lineage: Eukaryota; Viridiplantae; Streptophyta; Magnoliopsida; Malpighiales; Salicaceae. The transcript is spliced from 12 exons.